This is a messenger RNA of Beta vulgaris subsp. vulgaris (sugar beet), 1191 nucleotides long. Its product is annotated as protein TIC 20-I, chloroplastic. The record is from RefSeq and is a predicted model, not a curated record. The coding region runs from base 167 to 967 and encodes 266 amino acids. Lineage: Eukaryota; Viridiplantae; Streptophyta; Magnoliopsida; Caryophyllales; Amaranthaceae. The transcript has 3 exons.
CCACCUUCUCGUGUUAAAUGUUAAUAGUAUCAGUCCUAUCCUCAAUGACCUCAGAUUCAGCAAUGUAUUUGGGGUUCUCAAAACCCUAACACUUUUCCUCCCUCUUCUCUCUCACUCAUCCUCCUUCAUAACACCAUUUUUAUACUCUGCUACUACUGGUCACAUAAUGAUCAUAAAUGGAUGCGGUAUGAAUUAUAGAGCAUAUAAGCCUCUGUCUUGUAAUUCGUCCUGGCCAAGGCCUGCUCCUUUGCCUGCAAAAUCUGCAUUAACCAAUAUCAGAGGUCUGUUUCAGUCAUGUGAGGGGUUCAAAUUGCAUCGUCUUACAGGUGUUUCGUUGUCCUCUCAUCUUUCAGCUUCUUCUACUCCUCUUUUGGGUGGAGAACAUGGUGGUUUACAAAAUACCAUCCCUCUUAUACCUAAAAGGAGGUUACAAUCUAUGGCACCUCGAGCAGCAAAAGAUGUUCCUUAUAGUUUUCGCUUCCCUCCAAUGACAAAGAAGCCACGAUGGUGGUGGAGAACCCUGGCGUGUCUUCCUUAUCUGAUGCCUUUGCAUGAGACCUGGAUGUAUGCAGAAACUGCCUAUCAUCUUCAUCCGUUUCUCGAGGACCUCGAGUUUCUGACAUACCCUUUUCUGGGAGCCAUUGGGAGCUUGCCAGCUUGGUUUUUCAUGGCGUACUUCUUUAUUGCUUACCUAGGGGUCGUGAGGAAAAAGGAGUGGCCCCACUUCUUCAGGUUUCAUGUUGUGAUGGGAAUGUUGCUCGAGAUCGCAUUGCAGGUAACUGGAACUGUAAGCCGUUGGAUGCCUCUUGCUGUAUACUGGGGUAAGUUUGGCAUGCACUUCUGGGCAGCUGUGGCGUUUGGUUACCUGUUCACUGUGCUAGAGUGUAUUAGAUGCGCUCUUGCUGGGAUGUAUGCUGAUGUUCCCUUUGUAUGUGAUGCUGCAUACAUCCAAAUUCCCUAUGAUUAAUAGUUGUACUGUAGAAAUCUGUUUCGCAAAUAUGGAACAUUACUUCAGCAGCUUGUGCAGAGAAUUUUUCAUGAAAGAGAGUAAACACCCGUCUGUUUAGGUGUUAUAUUUUGUUAUUUCCUGUUACUGUGCUGUCGAAUUUGAUUUUGUAGAAUGCUGAAAGGCUGUAAUUUUCUACCCAAAACAGGGCCAUAUUGUAGGUUUAGUUUGCAGUCAGCCUCAAA